Messenger RNA from Dendrobium catenatum, 3580 nucleotides. RefSeq lists its product as uncharacterized. Lineage: Eukaryota; Viridiplantae; Streptophyta; Magnoliopsida; Asparagales; Orchidaceae. The coding region runs from base 2954 to 3376 and encodes 140 amino acids. The transcript has 2 exons. The record is from RefSeq and is a predicted model, not a curated record.
GGAGGAAUCCGGAUGUAGAGAUCCUUGAGGGAGAAGACAACAUGCCACCUCUAGAGCCACUUUCUAGAGAGAAGAUGAGCAUGGGAAAUGAUCGAAGAUGUGCUGAUUUUAGCGGAAGAAGAGAGGAAUUUCAGCGUCGAGGUGCUGAUUUUGAAGGCAGGAGAGGGGAAUAUGAUGGAAGUACAGAUGUCAUCCUGGGAUGAAAUGGCCCAUGCCCAAGAACAUCAGAGGGUUAAAGGGGUUUCUUGGGACUGACGGGAUACUAUAGGAGGUUUGUGAAGGGGCACAGUUCCAUCGCUUGGCCAUUGACGGAGCAGCUGAAGAAAGACAACUUCUCCUGGGGUGAUGCAGCGACCCAGGCCUUCGAAAGGUUGAAGAAAGUCAUAACCUCCCAUUCCUCGAAGAGGAGGUACUGCCCAAGUGUCCCGGUGCCUAACAUAACCUCCCAUUCAUCAAGUAUUACCUUAGGGUUACUUGCAAACUCAAGUAUUUCCUAUCAAAUUACCUCAUCCAAGCCAGGCUAGGAAACUAAGAUUGAUUCAAACAAAAUCAAACUGAUUUAAAACAAAAAAAAUUGUGGAAUCAAUCAGAAAAAUCAAAAAGGAAUUAUAAGACAAUGGAAUCGUAACCGCAGAUCAUUCAAAUCUUCCAUCUCUUCUGCCAACCAACCAUACACCCUCACCAUUUGCCCUGUGUCCCCCACCGCCCCCUCCUGGGAAAAUAAUUUUUAAUUAAAAAAAAAAAGCCACAUUCGCUUCAAUCUCUUUUUACUUUCUUUGUAUUCCUUCCAAUUUGAUAUUUGUGCCACUAACAAUGUUAGCAAAAGGAAUGCCUCUUCUUUAUACUAUCAUCAUUGAUGCAAAUACCACGAAGCUUUGCCAUAUUCCUCUGCCAUUGCUACCACCAAGCAUCCUAAGGUGCAAAAGACUAGAAAGAAGCUUGUAUUAGGUGGCAAGAACAAUGAAAAGUUGCUUGAAACUUUUAAAGUAUUAACAGUACUUGUUAGGAUAACAAAAUCCCAAUUCGAUCCAGCAAAACUUAUUAAGUAAAAUUGAAUAUCGAGGUGACCCACAAGCACUGAAGAAAGCCCAAUUUAACUCCAUUUGACUGAAGUAAUACUCCAACAAACUCAAAAUUUCAUGGUCAACAAACCCCCCAAAAAAAGUUUCAAAAAAUUGCGCCAAAUUCAUGAAUGCUUGAACCAAUCGAACAAGGGCUCAAAUGAGCUUGACUGUUACAAUAAAGAUCAACCAGCACAGCUUCGAUUGGGCCAACUUCAUAAGUUGUGAUGUCGUUGCAUGCAUAUAGGAGGCCCACUGAGCCAACCCUUAUGAACCCUUGAGAUUAUUAUUAUCCAUUACAAUUCAAAAGAUCCACUUUUCUCAAAGUCAUUGCAACUCCCACACUCCAUCAUUUCACAAGUCAUUUUGGGUAAACACUCUCACUGAUAAACAAUACUGCUCAUUGCUCAUUUUACCAGAUUCAUUCAAGAGGUGGCAAACUUUCUGGUGCCUAAUCCCGUAGAUCAGCACAUCGAAACUUUGAUAUGUUGCCACCUAUUCUACUCAUGACAUUAUUGCUUGCAACAUGGUCUCAUCAGAUUGGAAAUUCAAGACUUCAAUGGUGGCCAUUGUCAGUUGCUAUUAUAAGACAUCACCAAAUGUCUGAGCUAGCUUAGGUCAAGGUUGAUUACACCAGAGGCAAGCCUCAGCUGAUCAUCUUUCCAUGAUGAGGAACUUCGGUCUACACUUCUAUUAUAAACAAGCAUAGAAAACAAUCAGAUAAUAAUCUAACCAUCCAAAAUAUAUAAAUAAAGCUUAAAUUCAAAUCAUUUACAAGAUUGUUUUUACAAUUUGGAACUCUACAAAAAAUUUUCUCACCUCCACUAAUGAUGAUGCUUUGAAUUAAUUGAAGUUCAAGAUUGUUGCAAAAAACACAAUGCAGUCUACCCAACACCACAUGAAGAUGCCUCCAUUUCUGUUAUCUUUGGCAAAUGUUGUUAUCAUUCUUUACACUUGCGUGUAACUUGUGUGGUGGCUACGACUCUCAAUCAUCCUUUUGCCUACAAAUGAGGCAAUUUGUAUGGAGUCUUUCUAAUUAUUGGAAGGUAGAGAGCUACUUAUAUGACUUUCUACAACUAGAGGGUUUGUGCAAUUGGGCCAUACCACAUGAUUUUUUUCAAUUGGAUUUUCGUCGUAAAAAAUUAUCUUUAUCAUUAGCUCUACAUGUCUUCAAAUUUGUUAUCUAAAACAAGCAUUAAACACGCAUAACUUUUUUAACUCUUCCCCGGCGAGAAACAUUUUAGUAGGGGUGUAAUGUCACAUCAAACCAAAAAGUUAAUACUACAGGACACAAUGACCACUUUGACCUUUCUAAUAAAUUAUAAUUUUUGUAGGGCCACUCCUGUUACACUAAUUAGGUAAACCAUUUUUUUUAUAAAAAUUGAAUCAUAAAUUAUGCCCCUCCCACUUCUGCACACAUUUAUCAUUUUUAAAAUAUCUUUCCCUUUAUCUGACAAACUACUAAAGCAACAUAAUAUGGAAAUCAAAAUUUAGUAUUAUCAAUUUAAGUAAAAUAAUAUAUGAAUUCUCCAAAAAUUUUACGUUACUAUUUAUGCAUAAAAGCAGCUUCACGCCCAAGAUGUAUUCUGUAAAAUAAUUUCCACUCUUUGCCAUGUCUUAAUGUAAAUGUUCUGUACUUCUGUUAAGCCAUAUCAAAAAUUCGAGUCAACAGUCCAAAAACCACACGCACAUAGGGGUAACAAAAAUUUAUAUGACACGAAAACUCAACUCGAACCCAACCAGAAUUUCUCAUGUUAGGGGCACCGUUUUAAGAACGGGUCGGAUUCAAGUCCCAAUUUUCGACCCGUUUUGAAUUUUGGGAAGAUUUGGGUCAACCUAGAAACUCGAUUUGGAUCCGGUUUUGACCUGCUGCGUGCCCAUCUCGCACACAAAUGACAGAACUGCAUGCCCAUCUGGCCAUCUCGUGCACGCACGGCCCAACCGCUGCCCUCGCCCCGCGCUCCCGCACGUCUUGCCUUGCCUGCCAGCUGCUAGAAAAAGGCGUCACCAACACCUGCAAGGAUUGUGAAAGGACCCUCCUCGACUCCUUCCGCUUCUGCUCUCUUGGCUGCAAGAUAGUUGACACUUCUAAUGACCCCGACAAGAUGAAGAAGAGGAUGAAGAAUCGAGUAACUACGACAUCCGGUUCGGAGGAAACCUACUCGAGUACGAGCCAUGGAAGCGAGAAGAGCACAGUGGUGCAUAGCUUAAAUCCUUCAACUCCUCUGCCGAUCGUUGUUAGCUUUCGAAGCACUACGAGGAGGAAGGGCAUUCUGCAUCGAGCUCCUUUCAGUAGCCUUAUCCUUGAAUUUUAGAAAAGCAAGAAGAAAUCCCAACUACAUCUCUCUUCAAUGUGUUGUCUUCACCUAUAAAUAUAUGUAUAAAAGAAGAUGGCUUCCAACUCGCCAGCACUCUAUUCACUCCCGCGGAUCUCGCUCACCCCCGUCCCUGCCACGUCUCGCCUAAUCGGGUCGGGUCGAGUUAACUUUGUAACCCGGCAGGUCGGAUCCGACUUGCUA